Molecule: messenger RNA, 2136 nt
Organism: Anopheles nili
Lineage: Eukaryota; Metazoa; Arthropoda; Insecta; Diptera; Culicidae
Exons: 4
Coding region: 1-2136 (711 amino acids)
Source: RefSeq, a predicted model, not a curated record
AUGGAGGCGGAGCCGAUGGACGGAUCAGAUGAGGGCUUCACUACAGUGAAGCGCAAAAGUUCUGAUCCAGGUCAUUUGGCGAAGAAGAAAUUGAUUGCUGAACCGGUGGCAUCAUCAUCGCAUGGGCCACUCAGAUCAACGGAUCCGAAACCGAGAAGCAGGGCUUAUCCUGCUUCGUUCAAAGGGGUACAUGAUGUGUACUUCAUGCACAGGAAUAAACCCCUGGAUGUUAGAUCGAUCACUGCAUCGAUCUACAAAAAAUACCCAGGGGUUCUGGACGUUCUUCGGCUGCGUCCGAACAAGUUAAGGGUUUCCGCAAAGGACCGGAUGCAGGCCAAUGCCAUAGCGGCGGAUCCGGCCUAUACGGAGGAUUACCGGGUUUACAAACCCGGUGGAUUGGUGGAAGUCAUCGGUGUUGAAGAUGACUUCGAUUACCCCCUAGAGGACAUCCUAAAAUACGGACAGGGGGCAUUCUUGCACCAAUCUAGUCCUCGUGCCAAGGUGCUAGAAGUAAAAAAACUUUUUGCUUCAAGCAUGGUCGAUGGAAAAAAGGUGUUUCGUGAGACUUCCUCACUCCGAAUCACCUUUGAAGGGUUGGAUUCAAAGUGGAAGGUGAUCCAAGACCCGCUUGACAGUGACCAUCUGCCCAUAGAGAUCUCCAUUAUCAACAGGAAUCGUUCGGCCGAUCAAGUGCCCGUCGAAUGUGACUUGUCGAGGUUGUUAUGCCAUGCCGGGGCACAAAACAUAUCGAUGAGUAGCCUGGAUAACGUCCCAAUACUAGCUUUUCAUAGAGGGGAAGCAAGAAUAACUAAUGGAAAUAAUUACUAUAUUCACCGUUUCAAUAUUUCCGACAUAAGACAGGAUAUUAAAAUACUUUCAAGGGCAUUUAGCCUUUUAGAACGUAACCAGCUCUCAACGAUUAUAGAAGAGGAAUUUUCAUACGCAUUCGAAAUGUUAAAAAUUACUACACCAAUUCGUAGAAGCAAAAGAUGGGACACAAUAGGCACGGUCUGGAAGUUCAUCGCAGGAAAUCCAGACGCAAACGAUUUAAAACUAAUAAAUACAAUCAUGAAUGAUCUAAUUAAAAAUAAUAAUAAUCAAGUUAGGUUUAACAAAGAUCUUACGUUGCAAUUAACAGAAAUGUUACUCCGUGUCAAAGAUGCACUACAAUUAUAUAAAGAUUCGUCAGCAGACUUCCAUUCAUUGUAUAUCUUAAUGAACCUCAAAUACCUUACUGAAAAAUUAGGACUAAUUACAGAUAGUAUCACAUUAGCCAAAGUUGGAAUUACUAAUCCACGUAUACUCAAUAGUCAAGAAACAGAUUUGAUGAUGAUUGACAUUAGAAAACAAAACAUAACAGUGCAUACAAUAUCCGAGGCUUUGGCAUAUACAAACACGAAAAUAGCUACAAAUAACAAUGAACUACUGUUUAUAAUAAGUUGUCCUAGACUAAGAAAAAACAUACUAAACAAAAUCCAAGUUUACGGCAUAAAUAACAUAGGAAAACAGAUCCACGUUCCUCAUCCCUAUUACCUUUCCCAUAAAUCGCAAAUGUUUAUCGUCGCAUCACUCGAUAAGGAAUUCUAUAAUACGGAAGAUCUACAAGAAGACAACACGACAUGCAUACCAGCAAUUAUAAAAGGACAACCAGCAUCUUGCGAUUUUAUAUCGAACCCAUCAACACAAGAAGUUAUAACUUUAGAUAGAAGUCACUUACUUAUCAGUUCAUCCGUUUGGUUUAUAUUUGAUACGACGUGUGGCAUACGAGAACGAAACCUUACUGGUUCAUUUAUCGUUGCAUAUGAAGAUUGCAAUAUUUUCUUCAAUAACAAAACUAUUUCAAGCAACACGAUUAGUUUUCCGGGAUCACCGAUCAAUCUUCCUAUCUAUGAAUUAAGAUCGGAGAUGAAACAAAUCCAUUUAGAAUCACACAGUAUCACAUGGAAAACGUGGUCAAUAUCUAGCCUGGUAAGCACUCCGUUUAUAAUAUUGAUUGCUGUCGGUGGAUACAUUGUGUUAAAAAUAUGUAAGAAAAGGACAGACAUCAACAUUAAUACACAACCGGCAUCACAUACAACGGCAAUCUACAAACCGCCAACUAUGAAAGAAUGCCUUCGUACGGAGCCUCAGAUUUAG